Molecule: messenger RNA, 3396 nt
Organism: Xiphophorus couchianus (Monterrey platyfish)
Lineage: Eukaryota; Metazoa; Chordata; Actinopteri; Cyprinodontiformes; Poeciliidae
Gene: gpr180
Product: G protein-coupled receptor 180
Exons: 10
Coding region: 126-1433 (435 amino acids)
Biological process (GO): G protein-coupled receptor signaling pathway; response to pheromone
Source: RefSeq, a predicted model, not a curated record
UUUAGUACUUGCUAACCGCGGUUAGCUCGACGCCGCUGAUUUACUUCUGGCUUCGUGGCUCAUUGAACUGAUUAGCCCGACGUUUUAUUUUCUCUUCGUCGUUUCACCGCAAAAGUGGGGAAAAAAUGUGGCGUUUAUCAGCGACCCUCGUCGUCGCGCUGCUGCUCAGCCUGAAGGCUUCGGGGAAAUCUGUGAGGGGGGUCUUCAGGAGCGAAGCGGCGAGGCAGGAAAAUGGCCAGUUCAUCACCAAAUUCAUGUACCAAGCAGGUGACGGCGGGCUGCUGGUGUGUCGGCUGGACAACCCAUCCCUGGGAACAGAGAAGGAGGCCAGGCUGCUGCUGUACCAGGACAUGGACUCAGACCUGGACAACCUGAGCUGCUCCCAGCGACUCAGCAGAGCCCAGUUCACCAUUUCCCUCAGCCAGGACGAACACAACCAGACUAUCCCUCGUCAGUCUUCGCCCACAGCCUGGCAGGUGCUGUACGCUGACAGAUACACGUGCGAGGAAAGCUCAGCAACGCCGUCGUUCGCUGACCUCGGCUUCACUCUCCUGCUGUUCAACCCCGACUCUGCUGGGAACCCGCUGGAUCACUUCAGCGCAGAGGAAGCAGGGCUGCACAGUUUCUACUUCCUCCUACUGCUCGCCUACUUCAUCGCCUGCUGCAUCUACUUCCAGCCUCUGUAUCAGGCGCUGAAGAAAGGGGGCCCCAUGCACACGGUCCUCAAGGUGCUGACCAUGGCCCUGGCUCUGCAAGGCUGCUCUGCCCUCUGCAACUACAUUCACCUGGCCAGGUAUUCCAGAGACGGUACUGGGAUCCCCCUGAUGGGCAGCCUGGCAGAGUUCUGGGACAUGGUGUCUCAGGUGUCCAUGCUGUACAUGCUGCUGAGCCUGUGUAUGGGCUGGACUCUGAGUCGAGGCAGGAAGCCGCAGUCCAGACCGCUGCAGUGGGAGCGCUCCCCGGCGUCCACGGCCGUCGCUGUCGGCGGCGUGGUCACACAGGGGGUCCUGCUGCUGUGGGAGCAGUACUCUGAGUCAGAGAGCGAACACCACAGUUAUCACGCCCAACGAAGCCUAGCAGGUCUCCUCCUCCUGGCUCUGAGAGUGGCGCUGUCCCUCCUGCUGGCCUCCGUCCUCUACCAGAUCGUCUCCACAGAGAGGAGCACCCUGAAGAGAGACUUCUACCUCUGCUUUGCUAAGGGCUGCUUCCUGUGGUUCCUUUGUCACCCCGUCCUCGUCCUCAUGUCUGUGGUCUUCAACGACCACCAGAGGGAAAAGGUCAUCACCAUCGGCGUGAUCCUCUGUCAGUCCAUCUCCAUGGUGAUCCUCUACCAGCUCUUCCUGUCCCGCUCGCUCUACUGGGAGGUGUCCUCCCUCUCCUCUGUGUCUUUGCCGCUCACCAUGUCCAGAACGAACCACAGGGGGCGCCUAUGAGCACAGAUACCGAGGUUACGGUGAGAACUGAAGCGUCUCUGUCAGACGCAGCAGGAGAUGUCCCCCUGCACCGUCCUCUGUCCCACAUUAGAGCUACCACUGAGCCGUGGACAGAGGACAGUACUUACUGCAACAUACUACCUCUGACUUCUAACUGGAGCCUCUGGGAUGCAAAAUGCAUGGCCAAGCAUGCAUCAGCUGGCGAGGUAGACGUCAGCAGAAAACCAUGAUGAAGAACUUGAGAAAGUGAAAAAUUACAAUUAGAUUGUUUUUAAAGGCUUUACCUGCAAAUCGCUGAGUCAGCCACGAUUGGGGCAGUCUGCAUGUAGAUAGGCUUCCCCGCAACAGUUUUCAUUCCCCUUUGACCACAAGCUUGAGCUUAUUUUAUUAGCAUUUUAUGUGAUAGACCAACAUGAAUUAAAGUGGAAGGACAAAAACAUGAUGUUCAGGGGUCAGUUUCAGUUUCCCAAUAAGCAAAACUUCAAUUCUGGUCUCACCUGAGGCCUUCACAGAACAUCUGGAUUUAUUCUGAAAUGUAAUUACAAAUUAAUGGAUGCUGUUUACUAAUUGCUAGUAAAGACAGUGGAUUGUAUUCCAGGGUAUCAUCAGGGUUAAGGGAGAUGAAAACAAAUGUACGCCACUUCUAUGUUGGUGUGCAAUAAAUUUUUAGGUGAUUUUUAUUGCGUUCUAGCUAAACUCCUCUUUUUCCUAAUGAAAUCCUAAUAAAAUGUGGUUCUAGUGUGAGUAUUCAAGAGGAAAAAGAAAUCUCCAAUACUGACGUUUUUCCUCUCAAAAUUCAGACUUGUAGCGUAAAAUUCUAACUUAAAUCAUAGAAUGUCAGAAGUCUGACUUUUAUUUCUAGAUUUUUUUCCAGAUUUCUGUCAUUAAUGUGAGAAUUUUUUAUUAUUAUUUUUUUUAUUCUACACUGAAUCUCAGAAUUCUAACUUUUUCUCUGAGGAUUCUGAUGUCAGAACUAUUUUUGUCUCCACAAGAUUAGAGACUUUGAGAGAAAUUAAAGCAGCAUGAGUCUUUGCAUAGCCAAAGUGAUUUUUAUGUUAUGAUUAUUUCUGUCACAAAAGCUGUACUGUUAUGUAACUGUCAACGUAAAUGUCGAGCUGACAGCAUGUGAGGUGCAAACCAUUGAAACGACAUUAACUCUGUAGCUGCAGCGAACUGCAUGACUCUGAAUGGGCAGAAAUGGUGAAUUUUCUAAAAAAAAUCAUUUUUACAAGAGCUCCACUGUGUAAAUACAUUCCUGUGAUUUUUUGUUUACUUCUGUCAUCGGGCUAAAUCUGACUUACGUUAAGUGUCAAAACAAAACAGAGGACGGUGGGAUCAUAUAAUUUGAAAAACAAACAUGCAGAACAGGUGCCAAGAAAGAAACUGACCUAUUUAUUUAUCUGUUUGUUUAUUUUUUAAGUGAUUUUAAAAAAGAAAAGAAAAAAAAAGAGGCAGCAUCCAACACCACUACUUCUCAUUCUGUUUGGUCAGAGGCGAUAUUUAAAAAUAUACUUGAAUGUAAAGCCUUCGUCAGCUGUUAUAAAUGCGCAAAAUGAUAUCAGCUCAUAUUGCUUUGCACUGAAACAGUGCAUGUGUCAAACGUUGCGUUAUGUUUUGUAUUGCAGCACAGAGACAAUCUAAUAUUUAGUGGAUUAUGUAAUUAUUCAAACUUGAAUGUCCAUAAUUUAUGUCACUUGUGGAAAUAAAACGAGCAAACGUGGCAACUGUAACGAGUUCACUGGAAUUGGUUCAUUUAAAAAAUUGAAAACUGUAAACACUUUUCUAUUAAUAUGGCCGUGGAGACCACAUGGUGAGGAGCUGCAGAGACUCUGCUCAGGUGGGAUCCUGCAUGCUGUUAUGAGACACAAGUCACUAUUUUUGCUUUUCGAAAAGCAUCCAAUUUAAUAUAUUUUCUUAUUCCGUAAAUUUGUCUUAAAUAGUUACCAUAAACAUCAAUUUAAUG